AUGCCCGGAACACCGACUUUUUCCAAGGCCGUGCACUUUGACUCUCAUCUUGAGCAUGUCAGACAUUUCCUCCAGGUCGAUCGCCCACUCGCCGUCAGUGCAGGGUCAUCGCCCGUCGAGAACUAUGACAGCGACAACGAGUAUCCUUUCCCGGGUGAUGAGCGGGGCGUACGAUCUCCGCCAUUCGAGUGGGAAAUUAUUAUUAACAACUUUCCUCUCGACACACCUGCCCGGAAAGCCCAACCCGUUCGUUUGGAACGGGUGUGGCUGUCCACGGAUCAGAAGUGCCUGAUAGGAUCGGUUGCUGUGGCCAAUCUGGCGUUCCAAAAAUCCGUUACAUGCAGGUUCACGCUCGAUUAUUGGAAGACUACCUCGGAAAUUGCUGCAGAGUACAUGUCCGAGAUUCGCUCCAAUGAGCCUGGACCAAGCCACGAUCGCUUUAAUUUCACCAUUAAGCUGUCCGAUCUGGCGAAUUUGGAAUCCAAGACCUUGUACUUCGCAAUCCGCUACAAUGUCAACGGUCAAGAGCAUUGGGACAACAAUAACGGCACCAACUUCCAGGUCGACUUCCGCAAGAAGAUGCUGCCUCAGAACGGCAAGAAGGGUGUCAUCGGCGCUGCCAAUAGGCCCGCGAACGCCCUUCCUCGAAGCAACCGCCGAGCAAGUCCGUCUAGUGUUGGUCGUCCCAAGUCGAUGCCCGUUGCGUUCGACGAGUUUGGUGACAAUCCUAAGAUUGACUUCGAUCAGUCCAUUCAUGACUAUCUCGGAGAAGGCCCCACCUCGUUAAGGCUGAAGGGUGUCAAAUCAUCCACGAGCAUUCCUAGCGAUAAUCUGUCCACUCGGCUGUCCGCGCCCAGCGGCCAAGCUUUCGCCAACCGAUAUGACUUCGGUGCUUCUUUGUCUGCCGCUAUGUUGUCAGCAAAAGACUCGCCAACCAAACCUGAUGGCCUCUACAUGAAGCCUAACCAACGGAAGGCGACUCCUCCUCCACCAGCUGCCACGGUCAUCACCAGGCCACAGCCACCCAAGGUGCCCGCCCCGACAAACCAGACAGCUGCUGUUGCUGCUGCUGUCAACAAAGUGCUACCAGCCGUGCAGGGAGCAUCUGGUGCAGGCUCACCUGCUUCACCGAGCAUUGCUUCGUCGUCCUAUGAGGAAUUGGUCAACAAAUAUUGCUUUGUACGUACUCCAGGAUGA
Molecule: messenger RNA, 1197 nt
Organism: Phaeoacremonium minimum UCRPA7
Lineage: Eukaryota; Fungi; Ascomycota; Sordariomycetes; Togniniales; Togniniaceae
Product: putative carbohydrate-binding module family 21 protein
Exons: 1
Coding region: 1-1197 (398 amino acids)
Biological process (GO): regulation of glycogen biosynthetic process
Cellular component (GO): protein phosphatase type 1 complex
Molecular function (GO): glycogen binding; protein phosphatase 1 binding
Source: RefSeq, a predicted model, not a curated record